Molecule: messenger RNA, 11876 nt
Organism: Lingula anatina
Lineage: Eukaryota; Metazoa; Brachiopoda; Lingulata; Lingulida; Lingulidae
Product: dynein axonemal heavy chain 2-like
Biological process (GO): microtubule-based movement
Cellular component (GO): dynein complex
Molecular function (GO): minus-end-directed microtubule motor activity; ATP hydrolysis activity; dynein light intermediate chain binding
Source: RefSeq, a predicted model, not a curated record
AGCAGCACUGGCACAGGUACACUGAGAAGAUGGACAGAAUGUGUGAGGAGGCGUUCAGACUGAAUGUGAAGUGGUCACUACAGGAGCUGUCCAGGGCCAUCAAUGGAGACGGCAAGACUGCCCCCAACCCGCUGUUCAAGGUGAAGGUGGUGUUGGAAGGAGACAAGGUUGAGUUUAACCCCACAUUGAAGCAGCUGGCGUUCAUCGUGACAGCCAUAGGAUCCCACCUGACUAAGACUAUCUCCAGUAUACGUAGGCUGCCAGACCUGCUCACGAAGAAAAAAUCUACCAAAGAUCCCAUCCAUGAUGUUGUGGCCAGAGACGAGGAGAUCAGGAAGAUCCAGAACGCCAUCAAGACAGGAAUGGCGACCAAUGCCACCAGUCUCCAGGAGUACCUGACCACCUGGGACAACUACCGCGAGAUCUGGGAGAUCAACAAGGACGCCUUCAUCAGGAGAUACCAGAAACUGAACCCACAGGUGUCCUCUUUCCACGCUGAUAUUGAAAGAUACACUGAGGUAGCUAACAAUGUUCAGACCCAGGAGACCAUCCUAAACAUCCAGUUUGUUCUGUUAGACUGUUCUCCUCUCAAGUACUCUAUCCUCAGUCACUGCCAAGAAUGGCAGAACAAGUUCACAACGCUGCUCAAGGAUAUCGCUACCUCCAAACUGAACGAGCUGCACAGCUUCCUGCAGGAUAACGGGGCAAAGGUAAGCAAACCACCCCAGACCCUGGAUGAGCUGGCCGACACCCUGACCCUGUGGGAGACCCUGAACAGUGACCUGAGCAGUGUGGAGGCCAAGUUUGCCCCUCUCUACGACCAGUUUGCCAUCUUGACCAAGUAUGAGGUGCCAGUGCCAGAGGAGACGACAGCUAUGUUAGAUGAACUUCCUAACAAGUGGGUGGAAUUCCAGCAGACUCUGAUAGAUGCUGAUGCGAUGCUGAAGAAAAAUAAGGAGAAGUUCAAGACGGGACUUCUGGCGCAGGCAGAGGAGUUCAAGAAACAGGUGGCAGCACUGCUGUCAGACUUCAGUAAGAACGGGCCGUUCAGUGGCAGUCUUGGCACAGAGGCGGCGCUGGUGCAGGUGGCCGAGAUCAAGGCUCAAGUGAACAACUUCAAGGAGCAGGAACAACAACUACGGCGAGGACUUGGUAUCUUCAAGAUUGAUCAGCCGCCAUCUAAGGAUAUUGGAGUACUGGAGAAGGAUAUAGAGAGUAUAGAGACAGUGUGGGAGAUUACUAAGGAGUGGGAAGAACACUGGGACCAGUGGAAACAGGGGAAGUUCUCUGGACUACAAACAACAGAAAUGGAAGAUCAGUGUCAGGUGCUGUUCAAGAAGCUGUCUAAGCUAUCACGUGAACUAAAGGACAAGAGUUGGGAGAUUGUGGAGCAGAGUAAGAAUAAAGUGGACCAGUUUAGGCGUACCAUGCCUCUGAUCAGUGACCUGAAGAAUAAAGCUAUGAGACCCAGACAUUGGACACAGAUCAGGGAAGACAUGCAAAGGAGUUUUGACCCUGAGUCAGAUGAUUUCACCCUGGAAAAGAUCAUCGAGUACGGUUUUGACCAGUACAGUGAGCAGAUCAAUGAUAUCUCUGGCGCCGCCACUAAAGAACUGGCCAUAGAGGUGGCCCUACAGAAGAUCAGUGAGACUUGGGAGAUUACUGAGCUGGACAUUGGACCCUACAAGGACAAAGGUCACUUCAAACUGAGGUCCACUGAGGAGGUGUUCCAGUUCCUGGAGGAUGGCCAGGUUCAGCUGUCCACCAUGAAGGCAUCCAGGUUUGUGAAGGCAUUUGAGCAGGACGUGGACAGGUGGGAAAGGACGCUGUCACUGAUCAUGGAGACAGUAGAGAUGUUGUUGACUGUACAGAGACAGUGGAUGUACCUGGAGAAUAUUUUCCUGGGAGAAGACAUCAGGAAACAGCUGCCCAGGGAGUCAGCUGACUUUGAUGAAAUCAACAUCAGCUGGAAGAAGAUCAUGACAACCAUGAAUAAAGACAAGAAUGCUCUAAGAGCCACACACCAGCAAGGACUGCUGGAGAGGCUGACUCAGAUGAACAACAAGCUAGAGGAGAUCCAGAAGUCUCUGGACAUGUACCUGGAGACCAAGAGACAAAUCUUCCCCAGGUUUUACUUCAUCUCUAACGAUGACCUCCUUGAAAUCCUGGGCCAGUCUAAGAACCCCGAGGCUGUCCAACCACACCUGAAGAAGUGCUUUGAUAAUAUUAAUAAACUCAAGAUGGGAAAGACUGGUAUCACACAGAAGUGGGAGGCGGCUGGUAUGAGCUCUGCUGAUGGAGAGUACAUAGAGUUUGUCCACUCUGGAACACCUGUACAUGUCCUGCUGGACGGUCCAGUAGAGGCCUGGCUGUGUGACAUAGAGAGGACCAUGCGGACCACCCUCAAGGACGUGCUGAAGCAGUGCCGCGCGGCGCUGAAGAAGAGUCUGAGUAAGAGAGACAAGUGGGUGCGAGAGUGGUGUGGACAGAUGUGUAUUACGUCCAGUCAGAUGCAGUGGACACAGGACGUGACUAAAGCUCUGGCUACCUCUAAAGAGAGGGGAGAUAAGAAGGCUUUGAAGAGCUUAAAGAAGAAACAGGUCUCCAUGCUGUCCAAGUUCUCAGAAGCCAUCCGUGGCAACCUCACCAAGAUCCAGCGUCUAAAGAUUGUUGCCUUGGUAACCAUUGAGGUCCAUCAGCGUGACAUCAUAGAACAGCUGAUCAAGAGAGGCGUCAAUGAUGUCACGGCAUUUGAGUGGCUCAGUCAGCUCAGGCUUUACUGGGAGAAGGAUGUGAUAGAUGACUGUGUAGUGAGACAGACCAACACCAGUUUUCAGUAUGGAUACGAGUACCUUGGCAACUCGGGACGUCUGGUCAUCACACCCCUGACAGACAGAUGUUACAUGACCUUGACCACUGCCCUCCACUUACACAGAGGAGGUAGCCCCAAGGGGCCUGCAGGAACAGGAAAGACUGAGACCACCAAGGAUUUGGGCAAAUCCCUGGGAAACUACGUCAUUGUGGUGAACUGCUCAGAGGGCCUGGAUUACAAGUCUAUGGGGAGGAUGUUCUCUGGAUUAGCUCAGACUGGAGCCUGGGGCUGUUUUGAUGAGUUCAACCGUAUCAACAUUGAGGUGUUGUCAGUGGUGGCGCAGCAGAUUCUCUCCAUCUUGUCUGCCCUGGCGGCGGCCUCCAGGAGGUUUGUGUUUGAGGGAAGAGAAAUCAACCUGCAGUGGUCUUGUGGCAUCUUUAUUACCAUGAAUCCAGGUUAUGCUGGUCGUACAGAGCUACCAGACAACUUGAAAUCCAUGUUCCGGCCCAUCUCUAUGGUUGUCCCUGACUCCAACCUCAUUGCUGAGAUCACACUGUUUGGAGAGGGAUUCAACAACACCAAGGUGCUGGCUAAGAAGGUGUUCACUCUGUAUAGUUUGGCAGUUCAACAGCUGUCCAAGCAGGACCAUUAUGACUUUGGUCUCAGAGCUCUGGUCUCUGUGCUGAGAUAUGCUGGGAGAAAGAAGAGAUCUAACCCCAACAUGCCUGAUGAAGAGCUUCUGUUGCUGUCUAUGAAGGACAUGAAUGUGGCCAAGAUGACAGCUGUAGACUUGCCUCUGUUUAAUGGCAUUGUGUCUGAUCUGUUUCCUGGUGUAGACCUGCCAACCAUUGACUACUCCAAGAUGAAGACAGCCAUAGAGGAGGAGCUGCGUGCCUUUGGUCUCCAGACUAUUCCUAACACCAUCACCAAGGUGAUCCAGCUGUACGAGACCAAGAACUCACGCCACUCUGUUAUGAUAGUCGGGAAGACGCUGUCUGGGAAGUCAGUGACAUGGAGAGUCCUGCAGGCUGCCAUGGGGAGACUGCACAAGGCUGGAGACCCUGCGUUUAAUAUGGUGAAGGAAUUCCCCAUCAACCCCAAGGCUGUGUCGCUAGGAGAGCUGUAUGGAGAGUUUGACCUGAACACCAAUGAGUGGGCUGAUGGUGUGCUCUCUAGUGUGAUGAGGACAACUUGUGCAGAUGAGAAGCCAGAGGAGAAGUGGAUUCUGUUUGAUGGUCCUGUGGACACACUGUGGAUUGAGAGCAUGAACUCUGUGAUGGACGACAACAAGAUUCUCACCCUGAUCAAUGGAGAGCGUAUUGGAAUGCCUGAACAGGUGUCACUGCUGUUUGAGGUGGCUGACCUGUCUGUAGCCUCCCCAGCCACUGUGUCAAGGUGUGGCAUGGUGUACUAUGACUAUGUAGACCUAGGCUGGAGACCUUAUGUUGACUCCUGGCUGGAUAAGAAACCAGAUAAAACAAUGGUGGAGGAACUGAAGAGACUGUUUGAGAAGUACAUUGUGAAGAUCAUGGAAUUUAAGAAACAGCAGUGUAAGGAGCUGAUCCCCAUUGCUGAGCUGAAUGGAGUGAUUUCACUGUGCAAGCUGUUUGAUUGUAUGGCCAAACCAGAACUAGGGUGUGAUCCCAGUGACCAGGAGAACUAUGUCAGGAUGAUAGAGCUGUACUUCCAGUUCUGUAUGAUCUGGUCUAUCAUGGGUAGCGUGGACGAGGAGGGACGUAAGAGGAUUGACAACUACUUCCGUGAGAUGGAGGGCACAUUCCCCAACAAGGACUCCAUCUAUGAGUACUUUGUGGACCCUAAGAGUAAGACGUGGGUCCACUGGGAGGAGAGACUGAGGAGUGGAUGGAAGUAUAACCCAAGUGUACCGUUCUACAAGAUCAUUGUCCCCACAGUGGACACGGCCCGCUAUAACUUCAUUGUGUCAUCUCUGAUAGAGGCCCAGCACCCUGUCACCUUGGUGGGACCAGUGGGGACAGGGAAGACCUCUGUGGUACAGAGUGUCCUGGCCAAACUGGACCCCAAGCUGUAUAAUGUGCUGAUAGUGAACAUGUCUGCACAGACGUCCUCCAACAACGUCCAGGACAUCAUUGAGAGCCGUGUGGAGAAGCGGACUAAAGGCGUCUACGUCCCUAUUGGUGGGAAGAAACUCCUGACUUUCAUGGAUGACCUUAACAUGCCCGCCAAGGACCUGUUUGGCUCCCAGCCGCCGCUAGAGCUGAUCAAGUUGUGGUUAGACUACGGGUUCUGGUAUGACAGGCAGAAACAGACUGUAAAGUUUGUCAAGGACAUGUUCCUGCUGACUGCCAUGGGUCCCCCUGGUGGUGGCCGCACACAGAUCUCCACCAGACUGCAGAGCAAGUUUAACCUGCUCAACAUGACCUUCCCACAGGACUCCCAGAUCAAGCGUAUCUUUGGCUCUAUGAUCAACCAGAAGCUACAAGACUUUGAGGAGGAGGUCAAGCCAAUAGGAGAUGUGGUCACUCAAGCCACCCUGGAGCUGUACCAGGCCAUUGUUGGACGCUUCCUGCCCACUCCCACCAAAAUACACUACCUGUUCAACCUGAGAGAUAUCUCCAAGGUUUUCCAGGGCAUGCUGAGAGCCAAUAAGAACUACCAUGACACUAAGGCUGCCAUCACUAGGUUAUGGAUCCAUGAGUGCUUCAGGGUAUUCUCUGACCGUCUUGUGGAUACGUCUGACAUGGAGGCAUUCAUUGGCAUGCUGAGUGACAAACUUGGGACACUGUUUGAUACCACUUUCCAUGGGAUAUGUCCCAGCAAACAGCCUCCAAUAUUUGGUGAUUACAUGAACCCAGACAAUGUAUAUGAGGACAUUGCAGACAUAGGCAGUCUGAAGCACCACAUGACAGAGAUGUUGGAGGAGUAUAAUAACUCCCCAGGGGUCGUCCCCAUGGACCUGGUGCUGUUCAGAGAUGCUAUAGAACAUGUGUCUAAGAUAGUGCGUGUAAUCCGCCAGCCCCUGGGGAACAUGUUACUAAUAGGUAUAGGAGGCAGUGGAAGACAGAGUAUGUCUAGACUGGCUGCCAGCAUCUGUGAAUACAAGACAUUCCAGAUUGAAGUGUCUAAACACUACAGAAAACAGGAGUUCAGGGAUGACUUGAAGCGCCUGUACUGGCAAGCAGGAGUAGAGAACAAGCCCACGGUGUUCCUGUUCACAGACACACAGGUGGUGGAGGAGGGUUUCCUGGAGGACAUCAACAAUAUCCUCAGCAGUGGAGAGGUGCCCAAUCUCUACAAACCUGAUGAGUUUGAGGAGGUGCGCACUGCUCUGGCUGACAUAGCUAAGAAAGAAGGAAUAGAUGAUACGCCAUCUAACAUCUUUGCAUUUCUCAUUGAUCGUGUGCGUGCUAAUCUCCACGUGAUUUUGUGCAUGAGUCCAGUGGGAGAGCCUUUCAGGAACCGUAUUCGUAUGUACCCAGCCUUUGUAAACUGUACCACCAUUGAUUGGUUCAGUGAGUGGCCGCUAGACGCCCUGCUGGAGGUGGCUGGCAAGUACCUUGAGACAGUGGACCUGGGCGGGGAAGAAGGGCUCAAGCCCAGUCUAGCCAAGGUGUUUGCCAUUAUGCACAGGUCUGUCGCAGACUACAGCAAGAAGAUGUUAAAUGAGAUGAAGAGGCACAACUAUGUCACUCCUACCAACUACCUGGAGCUGGUGGCUGGAUACAAGAAGCUCCUAGCAGAGAAGAACAAGGAGUUGGGAGAUGCAUGUAACAAGUUGAAGAACGGCCUCAGUAAGAUUGACGACACUCGUACUAAGGUGGAGAAGAUGUCCAUUGACCUGGAGGAGGCCAAGACCAAGGUGGCACAGUUCCAGAAGGAGUGUGAAGAGUACCUGGUGGUCAUUGUACAGCAGAAGAGAGAGGCUGAUGAACAGCAGAAGUCUGUAGCCCAGAAGAGUGAGAAGAUUGGAGAGGAGGAAGUAAAGUGUCAACAUAUGGCUGACCUGGCCCAACAUGACCUGGACGAGGCUCUCCCUGCACUGGAGGAAGCUGUCAAGGCUCUAGAGUCUCUGAACAAGAAAGACAUGACAGAGAUCAAGUCAUAUGGACGUCCUCCACCUCUGGUAGAGAAGGUCAUGGAGGCUGUGAUGAUCCUCAGAGGACAGGAACCCACCUGGGCAGAGUCUAAGAAACAACUGGGUGAUGGUAACUUCAUCAAACAGCUGAUGAACUUUGACAAGGACAACAUCACCGACCGCGUGUUGAAGAAGAUUGGCCAGUAUGUGGCUCAACCUGACUUUAUGCCUGAAAUCAUUGGUCGUGUGUCCCUGGCUGCCAAGUCUCUGUGUAUGUGGGUUAGAGCAAUGGAGGUGUAUGGUAGGAUCUACAGGGUUGUGGAGCCCAAGAAGCAGCGUCUCAAUGCCGCCAUGUCCACUCUGAAGGAGAAACAAGCCGCCCUGGCUGAUGCCAAGAACAAACUGGCAGAGGUUGAAGCCAAGAUGGCAGAACUGAAGAAGCAGUAUGACGAGAAGCUCGCUCAGAAGGAAGACCUCAGGAAGAAAGCUGAGCAGACAGAACUUAUGUUGGACAGAGCAGCAAAACUAGUGUCAGGUUUGGCAGGAGAGAAAGUGCGCUGGGAGAAGACAGUCGGGGAACUGGAAGAAGCUAUGGGAUAUUUGGUAGGAGAUUGUUUGGUAGCAGCAGGCUUCCUCUCCUACAUGGGGCCCUUCCUGUCUGAGUACAGAGAGGCUAUGGUGACCAAGAGUUGGCUGACAGAGAUUAGUAAACUCCAGAUUCCAUGCUGUGCCGACUUUGACUUCUGUGCCUUCAUGGUGAAACCAACACAGGUCAGAGACUGGAACAUCCAAGGCCUUCCUAACGAUGCCUUCUCCACGGAGAAUGGUGUCAUCGUCACCCGAGGGAACCGCUGGCCGCUGAUGGUGGACCCCCAGGGGCAGGCCAUCAAGUGGAUCAAGAAUAUGGAGAUGUCCAAGGGUCUGAAGAUCAUAGAUCUCCAGCAGAGUGACUACAUGAGAACUCUGGAGACCAGUGUCCAGUACGGACUGCCUGUUGUCCUGCAGAAUGUCCAGGAGAGACUGGACCCCUCACUGGACCCUAUACUGACCAAGGCUGUCAAGAAGAUGGGUGGCGCCUGGAUGAUCAAGCUGGGAGACAAAGAGGUGGAGUACAACUUUGACUUCCGCUUCUACAUCACCACCAAGCUCAGCAACCCUCACUACGCUCCAGAGAUUGCUGCCAAGACACAGAUUGUCAACUUUGCUGUCAAGGAGCAAGGUCUGGAGGCUCAGUUGUUGGGUAUUGUGGUGAGAAAAGAGAGACCAGAGUUGGAGGAACAGAAGGACAGCUUGGUGAUCAACAUUGCUGCUGGAAAGAAGAAAAUUGCAGAACUGGAAGAUGAGAUCCUGAGGUUGCUGAAUGAGACCAAAGGUUCCCUGCUGGAUGAUGAACAACUGGUGAACACUCUGCAGACAUCUAAGACCACCUCACAGGAAGUUACGGAACAGCUCCAGAUUUCUGAGCUCACAGAGGUCAAGAUUGACGCCGCCAGAGAGGGUUACCGUCCAUGUGCCCAGAGAGCGUCCAUCUUGUUCUUUGUGCUGAAUGACAUGGGCCGUAUUGACCCCAUGUACCAGUUCUCUCUGGAUGCCUACAUUGAACUGUUCAACCUGUCCAUUGACAAGUCUCAGAGGAGUUCCAAACUGGAAGAGAGGAUUGUUAACCUGAAUGAGUACCAUACCUAUGCUGUGUACAGGUACACAUGUCGUGGUCUGUUUGAGCGUCACAAGCUGCUGUUCUCAUUCCAAAUGUGUGCCAAGAUCCUGGAGGCUUCUGGGAAAUUGAACAUGGAUGAAUACGCCUUCUUCCUCAGGGGCGGAGUGGUGAUGGACAGAGAGAACCAGAUGGACAACCCCUGCUCUCAGUGGCUUAAUGACAAUGCCUGGGAUAACAUCACGGAGCUGGACAAACUCACCAACUUCCACGGCGUCAUCCAGGCCUUUGAGCAGUAUCCACGGGACUGGAAUGUCUGGUAUACCAGCUCUGAGCCUGAGACUGCCGCCUUGCCUGGUGAAUGGGACAACUCUUGCAAUGAGCUCCAGCGCAUGUUGAUUGUGCGCUCCCUGCGCCCUGACCGUGUGUCUUUCUGCUCCACAUCCUUCAUCAUCAACAACCUGGGGUCAAAGUUCACGGAGCCGCCAGUAUUGGACAUGCAGGCAGUGGUGGAAGAUUCCACGACCAAGUCUCCACUGAUCUUUGUGCUCUCCCCUGGAGUGGAUCCCACUAGUUCUCUGCUACAGCUGGCAGAGGCGCGUGGUAUGGCGCACAGGUUCCAUGCUCUGUCUCUAGGCCAGGGACAGGCUCCCAUAGCCACCAGGAUGAUCAAAGAGGGAGUCAGAGAGGGUAACUGGGUUUACCUAGCCAACUGUCACUUGUCAUUAAGUUGGAUGCCCACUUUGGACAAGCUGGUAGAACAGCUGCAGAUUGAGGAGCCCCAUGAGGAAUUCCGCCUGUGGCUCAGCAGCUCUCCCAACCCACAGUUUCCUAUUUCCAUCCUCCAGGCAGGCAUUAAAAUGACCACUGAGCCUCCUAAGGGACUGAAAGCCAACGUAAAGCGUCUGUACCACCUGAUCACUGAGCAGCAGUUUAAUCGCUGCAAGAAGCCAGAGAAGUACAAGAAGCUGCUGUUCUGUCUCUGCUUCUUCCAUUCCAUCCUUAUUGAGAGGAGAAAGUUCUUGAUGUUAGGAUGGAACAUCCCGUAUGAUUUCAAUGAUUCAGACUUUGAGGUCUCAGAGAACCUGCUCAGCAUCUAUCUGGAUGAGUAUGACGAGACUCCAUGGGACGCUCUCAAAUAUCUCAUUGCUGGCAUCAACUACGGAGGUCAUGUGACUGAUGACUGGGACAGACGUCUCCUCAUGACGUAUAUCACUGAUCUGUUCUGUGAGGCUGCCAUUGCUCAGCCGUUCUUCAAGUUGUCUUCCCUCCCCACAUACUAUGUCCCUAAGGAUGGCCCUCUGUCCUCCUACAAGGAGUAUGUGAGUAUGUUACCCAACAUGGACCAUCCCGAGGCGUUUGGACAGCACCCAAAUGCUGACAUCACCUCACAGAUCCAGGAGACCAGGAUGUUGUUUGAAACUCUGCUGUCGCUGCAGCCACAGACCUCGGCAGCUGCUGGAGAGAGUAGAGAAGACAAGGUUCUGGACCUGGCUGGCAAGAUUAUGGAGCAGCUGCCAGAGAACAUUGACUAUGAGGGCACAGCAAAGAUCCUGUCUGUGGAUCCCUCCCCUCUCAAUGUGGUACUGCUACAAGAGAUUGAGCGUUAUAAUGCCCUGCUGGACACCAUCCGUACGUCGCUAAUUGCGCUGGAGAAGGCGAUCCAAGGUCUGGUUGUGAUGUCAUCAGAACUGGAGGACAUCUUCCAGUGCAUGUUUGACGGCAGGGUGCCACCUAGCUGGGAAAAUGCGUAUCCGUCCAUGAAACUGCUGGGCUCGUGGACACGUGAUCUCAUGCAGCGCGUAGAACAGUUUGAGAAGUGGGCGACGACGGCACAUCCUCCAGUGAUUUUCUGGAUGUCUGGGUUCACCUUCCCCACCGGGUUCCUCACUGCAGUGCUGCAGACUUCUGCUAGAUAUCACAAUGUGUCUGUAGACUCACUGUCCUGGGAGUUCACUGUGAUGACAGUAGAUGACUCCAAUAUAACAGGUGCCCCUAAGGACGGAGUGUUAAUCCGGGGGCUGUUCCUGCAGGGGGCUGGCUGGGACAAGAAGAAUGCCUGUCUCAUUGAGGCAGAACCUAUGCAGCUGGUUUGUCCUAUACCCACCAUACACUUCAAACCUGUGGAGAACAAGAAGAAGAGUGGGAAAGGUCUGUACCAGUGCCCAUGUUACUACUACCCUAACCGUGCCGGCAGGACAGGGAGAGCCAGCUUUGUGGUUGCCGUGGACCUCAAGUGUGGCGAGAAAUCUUCAGACCACUGGGUGAAGAGAGGCACUGCACUACUCAUGAGUCUGGACACAUAGACAGACACUAGGGAAGGAGAGGAGGGAGAACAGGGUUCUGGGAAUUCACACAAAUUAUUGCAGUGACAGUAUUCAUUGGAAGAGUCAAAUUUGUGUUCAGGGGAAAAGGUGAACUGCAAGUUUAAGAAGAAACUUUGCCAAGAACAAUAUUUUCCAUUAAGAAGAUGUAUGAACUGAAAAGUGAUAUUUUUGGAUAAAAAGUUUUAGAAAGAAAUGAUCUAAAAAGACUAGCUUAAACAAACCAGGUUUUUAUUUAUUUUUUUUUUAUUUGUGAACAACUGAAUGUUUGUUAUAUAAGUGCAGUGUUUAGCUAAGGUUAGCUGUCACUUACCAUAACACUUUUAAUUUGCCAGAUCCACUGAAGCUUUCCGCGUUUUCACAUAAUAUUGUGAAUAAUUGAUAGUUAAGCAUACAUUUUUUUCUUUAUUUUGAAAUGCUGUUUUUAUUGAGAAAUGAUGUAUGAAUUUCUUUUUGUUGAUUUCUUAUAGGGUGAAGAUAUUUCUAAUUGUCAUUUGAAAUUGGCUUUACAUGUAAAUAUCCAGCUGCAGUGAGAUAUCAAAAGUCAGUAGAGAAAUUUAGACCUCAGUCCCAUUUUCCAACAAUAACAUUUCUCUCAGGAGCUGUUUUGUAUACGACCCUUUUUCUAGUAGAAAUAGUGCCACAAACAAUUCCGUCCCUUGAAGUUGUCCAUCUAAAAGACUGGAGCACACUUGCUGCAGUGUAUAAACAUUAUUUCUUAUUGUAUUGAUGUUUUAUGAUAUUUAUAUUGAAGAAGUUUUCAUUUUAAUCUGAGAAAUAACUGUGAUAGUAGAAGUAGUAGUAUCUGUUGUACAUACAAGUGAAAGUUGUAGCGUUUGUUUGUUUUUAACCUUGAAUUGUGAUUAUAAACAAUUUAAGAGUCAAAUCCGCCCACUCAGUUAUUGCCAAAUGAUGUACAUACAGUAUGUUUUAAAAUAAUAGGAUUGUGAGGGUUUUGUUCUUUCAAUCCUCUUUGCAUUUAGAAUUUUUUGAAUAAAAAAAGAAGUUGAAUAAAAAUAUAUUUGCACAUGU